Molecule: messenger RNA, 391 nt
Organism: Tyto alba (common barn owl)
Lineage: Eukaryota; Metazoa; Chordata; Aves; Strigiformes; Tytonidae
Product: apolipoprotein A-II-like
Exons: 2
Coding region: 25-381 (118 amino acids)
Biological process (GO): lipoprotein metabolic process; lipid transport
Cellular component (GO): extracellular region
Molecular function (GO): lipid binding
Source: RefSeq, a predicted model, not a curated record
CGCAGACCCCCCGUCCCCCCCGAGAUGAAGCUGCUGGCUGCUGCCCUGCUGCUGCUCUGCGCCUGCUGCCUCCAGGCCGCCCUGGUCAGGCGCGAAGCCCCCCCCGAGGAGGCUGCCCCCCCCGAGGAGGCUGCCCCCCCCGAGGAGGCCGCUCCCGUGGACGUCGAUGGAUUCUUCACCCGUUAUUUCCCGUUCUUCUCUGUCUUCAUGACCGAGCAGCUGCCCCAGAAGCUGCAGGCGGAGAAGCUGCGCAGCCAGGCUGAGGCUUACUUGGACCGGGCCAACAAGCAGCUGGCGCCGCUGGCCCAGGAGCUGCGGAACAACAUCGACAGCCUCUUCUCCUCCGUGCUGGAGCUGGGCAAGGGCGAGAGGCAGCCCUGAGCCCCGCCAC